AUGCUGCCGGCGGUGGCGGUGGCCGCGGUGGCGGUCACGGUCGUUGUCGUGCUCGUGGCCGCCGUCCCCUCGCUGCGGCACCGCUUGUCCCGCUCCGCGCUGCGCAGCGCCGGGGCCCGGUACCGGCGGCGCUUGGAGCUGCUGGGCACCGACGUGCGGCUCAGCCAGGAGCGGCGGCUGCGGCGGCUGCUGCCCCCCGGCGCGGUCCGCGGGUCGGAGGAUUUCCGGGAGCGUCACCCCGUGGGGCAGCGCUGCGCUGACGGGGCACCGGGGGGGCAGGUCCCGCCGCUGCACCCCUGGGCGCUGCUGCGCUGCUGCUGGGGCACCGACCCCCUGCUGCAGGGGUCCCUGCUCUUCCUGGACACCCUCCAUGCCGCCUUCCCGCGGGCGCUGGUCCCCCGGGGCACGGCGCUGCUCUCCUGGGCCCCCCAUCACCGCUGUGCUCCCGCUGGCUGGUCCCUGCCCUCGCUGUACUGCACCCCGGCCGAGGCCGGCUCCGUGCCCUCGCGGGCUGCAGCGCUGCGGGUGCAGCUGCUGUUCGCGCUGCAGCAGCGAGCGCUGCGGGUGCUGGAGGCCGCGCUGCCCGCGGAGCUGCUGGACGCGCUGGAGGCUCUGCGCUCCGCCUGGCCCGAGCUGGCGCAGGACCUGGCGCUGGGCACCCUGCGGCCACAGCCCGGGCUGCCCGAGGGGCUGCGGGUGCAGCUGCAGGCGCUGCUGACCCCCAACGCUGCCCGGGCGGCCGAGCUGCGCUCUGAGUGCGCCCGCGGCUUUGAGGGCAUCGUGCGGCGCCUGUGGCCGCAGCUGGAGGUGGUGGUGGUGGGGACGGCGCAAGGCACGGAGCAGCUCUACUGCGAUGCCCUCCGGCAGGCCGAGUGCAAGGGGCUGCCCUUCUACUGCCCCUUCUACCGCGCAGCGGGAGCGCUGCUGGGUGUGAACCUGUGGCCGGAGGAGCCAGCGCCACGGUUCCUGCUGUGCCCUGAGUGGGCUUUCUGCGAGUUCCUGCCCUGCCAGGCCGAGGAGGAGCCGCAGACGGUGCUGCUGGGCGAGCUCUGGGAGGGACGCGAGUACGGGCUGGUCCUGACAGCCCGGCCUGGAGAGUACAGGUGCCGUGCUGGGGAGGUGCUGAGGGUGACCGGCUUCCACAAGCAGUGUCCCGUGGUGGAGCCCGUGCGCAGGGAGAGCCAGGCACUGAGCGUGCGGGGUGAGAGCAUCCCCGAGGAGCGGUUCUGCCGGAGCCUGUGCCGUGCCGUGGGCAUGUGGCCGGGCGCUCGCCUGGUCGACUACGUCUGCGUGGAGAGCGCUCUGCUGGGUGCCUCUUCAGGGGCCUGUGCCCCCCACUAUGAGGUGUUCGUGGAGCUGCGGGGCCUGCGGGACCUGUCGGAGGCACAGCGCUACAAGCUGGACCAGUGUCUCCAGGAGGAUUUCCCCAUCUAUAAAUCCUUCCGCUUCAAGGGCAGCAUCGGGCCCCUGCGCCUGCACAUGGUGGGCGCCGGUGCCUUUGCCCGGCUGCGGGAGGCACUGGGCAAGCCCGUCCCCAUGCCCAGGGUCCUGCGGGAGGAGCGGCUGCUGCAGCACAUCCAGAGCUCCAUCAUCUCCUAGGGCAGCCCGGGGGUCCCGCAGCCCUCCCGCACCUGGGGUUCACCGUGCGUGCACCCUGCAGGGAGGAGCGGUGCUGAGGGUGCCCAGCCCCAGGGGGUUUGGUUGAGCAGAGCAGAUGGAGCCAACGAAUGUGACCGUGCCCCUGCUCUGCGCUGGCGGGCACCCAGGUCAGUGCUGCCCGCAGGGAUGGAGCAGGAUGUGCAGCACGGCUCAGCCCAGCCCCAGGCACUCACCAGCAGAGCUGACCCUUCGCUGGGCUGCGUUGAGCACAGGCUGGGGCCGCGGGUGCUUGUGAGCAUCACAGGGCACUUGGGUCCUGCUGCCAGCGGCCACUGCUUACCCUGCUCUGCUCAGUGCCUUGGCAGCACCCGCACUUGCCUGUGCCUUUCC
This is a messenger RNA of Pezoporus flaviventris, 1989 nucleotides long. It is a transcript of the gene GHDC, whose product is annotated as GH3 domain containing. The record is from RefSeq and is a predicted model, not a curated record. The transcript is spliced from 8 exons. Gene Ontology annotation, molecular function: acid-amino acid ligase activity. The coding region runs from base 1 to 1599 and encodes 532 amino acids. Gene Ontology annotation, cellular component: cytoplasm. Lineage: Eukaryota; Metazoa; Chordata; Aves; Psittaciformes; Psittacidae.